Molecule: messenger RNA, 759 nt
Organism: Lachancea fermentati
Lineage: Eukaryota; Fungi; Ascomycota; Saccharomycetes; Saccharomycetales; Saccharomycetaceae
Source: the annotation of a GenBank genome assembly
AUGGCUACGCAGGCAAUAAAAAAGUAUAAGUGCCCUUUAGCAGGAUGCGAUAAAAGGUAUGCUAAACCUUGUUUGCUCCGUGAGCAUACUCGCUCCCACAACAAUGAUCGGCCCUACGUUUGUCCCGAACCGGAAUGUGGGAAGAGAUUUAUUAGGGUAUGCCAUCUCAAUGUUCACAAGUGGUCUCACUCCAAAGUGAAGCCGCUGGCUUGCACUGAGUGCCACAAGGGUUUUACAACUAAACAGCAGUUAUCACGGCAUCUUCAAACGCACAAAAUGCCUGAAAAUAACAUGGAAUUCACCACAAACCUCCAACCAUAUAAUUGUUCUCCGAAUAGCCACCGAUCAGUUAAAAGCUUUGAAGAAAAUAAGAUCCUAAAGAUCAAAUGCACAUACGACUUGUGUGAAAAGGUUUUCUUCACGGGUUGGGACUUGACUGAACAUCUACUUGAUGAGCACUUGACCUCGAAAAUUGCUCCCGAAUGUGGGGAAAUACAAUUACCAUUAUGUAUGGAAGAGGCUGGAUUAGAACCGAAUCAGCUCGAAAUCGAAACUUUUUUCCGUAGUUGCGAGGAGACUUUCCUAAAGGAUUAUGACUAUGAGGCUGACUCGUGGCGAGAUCUGAAAUGUAAAAAAUGCGAGUGCUUUGGUUGGUCGGCUCCAUCUUAUACUGCGUUGAUAGAACACUAUGAAGAUCGACAUAUGGAGAUACCUGUCUCCCUGUUGCAAAUGUGCUUUAGGAGUGAAAGUAAUUUCUGA